Molecule: messenger RNA, 795 nt
Organism: Kuraishia capsulata CBS 1993
Lineage: Eukaryota; Fungi; Ascomycota; Pichiomycetes; Pichiales; Pichiaceae
Exons: 1
Coding region: 1-795 (264 amino acids)
Biological process (GO): mitochondrial proton-transporting ATP synthase complex assembly
Cellular component (GO): mitochondrion
Source: RefSeq, a predicted model, not a curated record
AUGUUUAUGUUCAGACUGGGAAUCCGGACUGACGACCUCACCACCGUUCUCAAAGAUGAGAUCGAGGCGAAAAAGAAGGAAAUGAACAAGGUGGAUCCUCUGGCCGAGCUAGCAGAAUAUGAGCAACGCAGGGCUGCCGAGGCUGCUACAAAGCAGAAUGCAAAGAAGACGGCUGAACAAAAUGCAGAGACCCGUGGGCCCAUCAGUCCAGAUACCCCUACUCAGCCGUACAAACGUCUUGAAUCAUAUAUCAACGUGGAAAAAUUCCGAGAGCUCGAGACUCCUCAGAUAGAAGUUCUUUGGCGCAGUCGGUUUGCUUCGAAAGAAGAGGCCCUUUCUGCGUUGGUGCCAUUGGACGCUUUUGACCGUCUCUACGCCAACGCCCGUGCAAAUCCCUCGUUUGUUCUACCAUUGCCUAGAGAUGGUGAUGGAAUCGAAGUUCACUACCUUCAAUGGUCAUUUGUCGGGCCACACACCACACAUGCCAUGAUCACUUCGCUGGCCGAGUACAAAUUGCACCGUGAAUAUGCCCGUCCUCAUACUACACUUAUGUUUCACCAAGAACUGCGCGACUCAAACGAACUCAUUUUGAUGAAUGGACUGGUUGAGCCCUCUGCAAACAUCACUCGUGAAGAGGCUCAGCUGCUGAUCAUGAACAUGCAGAGGUUCUACGGUGCUUUGGCGGAUUCGCCGGCUUCGCGCAGGCGGGUCCAGCUGCUGGAGGACUUUACUAAGGGCAGCGAGGGGUUUUCUAUGGAAAAAAUCAUUGAAGAGAGUCAAUCCUUGGAGAAUUAG